Molecule: messenger RNA, 7229 nt
Organism: Zootoca vivipara (common lizard)
Lineage: Eukaryota; Metazoa; Chordata; Lepidosauria; Squamata; Lacertidae
Gene: LRRC30
Product: leucine rich repeat containing 30
Cellular component (GO): cytoplasm
Molecular function (GO): protein binding
Source: RefSeq, a predicted model, not a curated record
GAAAACAUCUUUAAGCCCCAUCCUGGAAAAGUGAAACUUCUUUCAGCAGCUGCAGAGGCUGUUUAGCAGGAAAGGUGCUCUUCAAAGUCUUUGCACUUCUUCUUGGGUUGAUCUUCUUUUAUGAACCUCCUGAAAGCUGAAACCUUUUGCCAGGUGUUCGUUGCAGAAGCCCAUAAAACAAAACCUCCCUCAGCAGAAGCAGCAAAGCUGGAGGUUUUAUGGGUGGAAGGAACUCCAAGAACCAAGAGAAGAAAAGCACGAUGCUGUUGAAGAGGAGUCAGAAGCUACCUCUGUGGGAAGACACUCUCCUCUCUGGGAAAGACCCAAGAUCACUCUUGAAGCGUGGACUGCAAUAUGUCAGCUUGAGCCUCAUCAUGAAAGGGAUGACAAGGACGCCUGACUUUUUGUGGGGAUUGCCACAAGUCCAGAAACUGAACCUCUCCCACAACCAGCUGGUGGUCCUUCCUCCUGCUUUGGCAAAACUUGACAGGCUGGUGGUGCUGAACCUGUGUGGGAAUCGCAUGAAGUCUCUGCCGAAAGAGAUUGGGCUACUCAGGAACCUGAAGGUUUUAUUUGUCAACAUGAAUUGCUUGACGGAAGUACCGGCCGAACUCGGACACUGCAAGAAGCUGGAAGUGUUGAGCCUCUCUCACAACUGCAUCUCCCAUCUCCCUUCAAGCAUCACAGACCUGAUAAACCUGCGAAAGCUGAACCUCAGCAACAAUCGGUUCAUUUACAUUCCCCUAAGUGUUUUUGCGUUGCGGAAUUUAGAUUUUCUACAUGUAGGCUGCAACAAGCUUGAAAACAUUGGAGACAGUAUCCAAUUUCUAGUCAACCUGCAGAUCUUGAUUGCUGAUUAUAACAAGAUUCGCAGCUUGCCAAGGUCUAUCUGCUCAGUCACUGCUCUUGAGCUGCUAAAUGUUGAUUACAAUUCAAUUCAAAUGCUUCCAGAUGAACUCUAUUUGCUGCGCCGAUUGCCAAAAAUUGCAUGGAAUCCAAUGGAUAAGGGGCUACACAUUGUGCACAACCCUUUGUCCAAGCCACUGCCACAAAUUAUAGAUGGAGGACUGAAUGCGCUCUACAGCUAUCUCAAAGAUAAAAACGAGCUCCCAUAAAUGUACACUUUGCCUGGAAUAGACCUGGUGGCCAUGUCUCAACUAAGUUCUUUAAUUUUUCUGAUCAGUAGCUUUCACUGCACUCAUCAAGAGUUGGAGUACGGUUGCAAUAUUUUUUUUCCCCCGAGCAAGUACAUUGACUUUAUGUUGACUGUGCAAUGGAUGUAUUUUCCAAAUAGUAUGUAUCCUUGCAGUGCUGAGGUAUCCUUUAGGAUGGUAGGGAUGAGGAGGAACCCCAGGGAUUGACAUAUUUCUCUUUAUUUAGCUGUUAUCAGAUUAAUACAGAGCCAACAACAGUUUUAGGCUUUUCCCACCUGUCAGACUUCAAUAACAUUAAUAUAAAGCAUAUUGAUGUAGUAUGAUGUGAUGGUCUUGUGAAGUUCAGUGGCACUUUAAACUCCUGUUUAGUGUCUUUUCCGGGGUGGGGGUGGGGGAUGCUACAGAAAUUCUAACCACAAGAAGCUGAACUGAUUCCUUAGGAAGAAAGCUUGAUCUGGUUACAAAGCAAUGUGUUUUUGUUCCGUGACCUAGACCGCGUUAUCUGUUACUACAUUGUUGCUGUGGUUCAGCCCAAUUAAUUUUCCAGUGUGUUUGAUCCCAGACAAGCAAGUUGCUACCUUAAAAGAUAUUGUAGAAAGCGGUGGUGAAUAAAUCUUGCAGCAACUAAGAAAAAUGUCCAGAAUGGAAACGACUAGUACCUCAAAAUCUUGAAGCAGGUAUUAGGUAAUGUACAUCACAACAAGUGCUUGAUGGAAUGUAAAGUUGUUUGUGAUGAGAGAAGUGGGGGCAUGGCCAGAUCCACACCCCUUGUCAAUUGGGCUUAUGCAUGAGAACCGCCCAGUUCUCUGCCCAGGUGUAUAGAAACGGUGAGUCAAAUAGCUAUUUUUUUUAUGAGGAGAAACCUUCUAAGGCUUGAAGUCAUUACUUGCCUCCUUUCCUAAAAUUUUGGCCUGGGCACAUAUCAUAUGAUGUCUGUCUGAGGUGGUUCUACCUAGUGUCCUUGUGGAAAUGUAUUUCAUGAAUGUUUUCUAAAGAAGCAAUAUGUGAAAAAAGUCUACCUGCCUUUCUCAUAAAUCCAAAAUGCAGGGCUAUCACCCCUCACCUAGAUCCCUAACUGCUAGGAAAAAUGGAAAGGGAAAAAUCUGGCAAUUGACUAGAACUUAUCUAUCUGGGACAGUUGUGAAUGUGAAUACAAGCUUUGGGUAACUUUUAACUUCAUGACAGCCGUUUAAAAAAGAAAACCACUUCAGAAGCAGGAAUUUGUAUCUGUGAAAUGCACUUUUAAAAAUGAUGUCGUCAGCAGCUUCUGCAGUUUCGGUGCACAAGAUGUAAUGAUGCAGAACGGGGUAUAUUGCCUGAGAAUGUUGUGCUAAUGGAAUACCUCAAAAGUGAGCAGGCUGCCCAGAUUGUAGAGGAUGUAAACUUGAUUUGCAUCUCACUUUGGAGCUAUUUGUGAAGGGAAAUUCAGGAGUCCUAAAUAUACUUCUUCAGCAGUUUCUGGUUCCCUGGAUGCAAUUAAGGAGAAAAGAAGGCAUAUGAGACUGAGGAAUAGUAUCUGCAAAAAAAGAAAGAAAAAAGUGUCAUGUAAUUAAUCAACUCAGGUUGCAACCCCUCUGCACACUUACUGGGGAAUAAGCUGUAUUGUACUCAGUGAUACUCACAUCAUACAUAGGAUUGAAUUGUCAUUGCCUGAUUAAUGUAAUAUACAAUACAAAAAUCCACUGGGUAUUUUGCUAUAUAUUUGAGGCACAAUGCCACCAAAUUCAGCACUUUGUAAAUCCGAUUGAUUUCAAAGUCAAACAUUUCAUCACUGCCUCAUUGAAAUCAGUGGGGCUUAAAAUAGUUUAUCUUUGGUUGGGUGUCCUUAAUAUCUCCUUUACAUCUCUUGUUACAAAGCAUAUAUAUCGGGGUGUAUUUGGGUCUUUAUGCCUCUGUAUCCUGAAAUAAACAGACAGUGAGCUAGUAUAUUUAAUACAUAGCAAAGGGGAAACACACUCACAAACCUGAAGGCUGAUGGACUGAGAAAUAGAUUGAGAAAAUUCUUGAGUGUGUUGACAGAGUUUCCUGGUAGCACUUAAGUCAGUGCAACAAAUGACAAUGAAGGUGGUGAGUCCUAUGGCAAACAAGCCCUAUGGGGCACAACUGAAGGAACUGGAUAUGUUUAGCAUGAAAAAGAGAAGCGUAAGGGGAAGCAUGACAGCUAAUACUUGAAGUGUUGCCACAUGGAAGAGGGCAAAGACUUGAGUUCUGCUGCCUGAAAGAGACAUAGCCAACUUAAUGGGCUUAUGUUGGGAUAGAAGAUUUUGGCUGAAGAGAAACUUAUUGAAAGUAAGACCAAUUCAACAAUGGAACCAAUUCUCUCUCUCUCUCUCUCUUCUUUCACUAUCCAGGCCUUUGAAAUCUACUAGUUUCAUUUUUCUGUAUGCUAAUGUAUGUCCUGCUGCUUAUUAUUAACGCUGGUUUUAUUAUGUAAAUAUGGCUUUUCAGUAUUUUCAUGUAAGAUCAAGAGCCUGGCUGAAAAGUAGGGUCACAGCAAGAACAUUUUUAAAAUGCACACGAGCACACACUAUUUAUACAUACAAAUAGGUUCUAAUUUUAAGGAUGAUAAUUGUACUUAAAAUAUCCAUCUCAAAUGUCUGAAUGUUGGCUCUUGUAUGCCAUUGUUGACAGUUAUAUGUUAAGGUUUUUUUUUUACAGAGUAAUCCAAUCCGUGUCUACUCAGAAGCAAAUGCCACUGAGUUCAGGAGGGGCUUGCUCCCAGGUAAGGGAGUUUAGGAUUGCAUCAUUUGUACAUUUGAUGCUGUCACAUUAAUCACCGAACAGUUCUGUUUAUCAGCUAAUAAGGAUUAGACACUAGAAGUUAGUUAUGAUAUGAUUUGGCUGCGAUAUCUCCCCGUUGUAAUUUGUAUGGCAGCUUAAGAGAAAUUGGCACUGCAGGAAUGUUUAGGGUUCUGUUUCACAAGAUGAAAAACAGCAGAUGGUACAAGGAAAAGAUCCCCAGACAGUAGCUAAUCUAUUUGAAAAAAAAUCAAAAUAGUGAGAUGUGUGGAUAAAGAAGGGAAUAGAAUAUAAAGCGGAACCCCAGUAUUUAAAAGUGACGAUGGUGCUGAAUAACAAUAAUAUUUCCCUUGUCCUAAUGAAACAGUUUAACUGGAUGAAGCACUAUAAUAUAAACAAUCUUCCUUUAAAGGGGGUGUGUUGAUCCCAUAAUUAUAGCUGCAAUACUAUACAGAGUUACCUGGGCAUGCUCCCUACUAAACACAGCAAGACUUGCAUCUGUAUUUAAAUUAUGCAUGGGAUUGCACUGUUAACAGCAAACCAAAUAACUGGAACUGCACAUUUGGACAUUCUAGCACAUUCGUAAUGAGGCAAAUUAUCCCCUCACAUUAGCAUCGAACCCUGCUUCAUUUUGUCCACCACCAUCCCAAACUCCAUGUUUGCCUUGGUCUGGGGCAAUACCAGCUUGAGAGCAUUCCCAGGAAACAGGACAGAACUGGCCAUACAUACCGUAGGAUUGUGUAUCACUGUAAGGAAGCGAUGGGGGACAUUUGGCCCUCCACAUGUUGUUGGAUUCAAUUCCCAUCAGCACCAACCUGCACGACCAAUGGUCAAGAAUGAUGAAAGGUGUAGUAGCACAACAAUAUCUGGAGACCCUGCUUUAGUUUAAGAAAAGAACUAAAGCAGAACUGGGGAACUUAUCCCCCCCCCCCGAUGUUACUGGACCACAACCCCCAUCAUCCCUGAUCAUUGGACAUGCUGGCUGAUGGGAGUCAGAACCCAACAAUAGCUGGAGGGCCAAGGGUUUUCCAACCUGGUUUAAUGCCUAAAUUUAAUCAAUUAUUUUUUCUCUGCAUGGAAAAAAAAUGUUUCUUAGGUUCCUCAACCUAAUUUUUAAACUAGACAUACUAGGCAUGUUUCACAUAGAAAACUACUGAGAUUUUGGUAUAAAAUAGACUUGUUGGGCAUAAAGAAAGAAGUUGAAAUAAGGGCAUAAAAAUCUCCUGCUAUUCAUAUCAAAAUUUCAGUAGUUUCGCAAAUCAAAUGUGCCUUGUAUUUCCAGUUAAAAACACAGUAAUUUCCUCAUCCUCAGUUUCAAAAAUUAUAACUGCCACAGGAACAUGCAAAACAAUGUAGGAUAGUGCGCGAUACUCUUUGGUUUAUGCAUAUGAACUGCAGUUCUGCUCAAUUAAUUUUUAAUUCCCUUAUUUCAUUGGGAUUUAAGCAGCAUAACUACAAUCAGGAUUGCAGUCUUUAUAACAGAAGCCUUUUGGCAUGCAAACCCACAUCGUAUUUCCAAAUCUUUUGCUUUAACUACUGUCUACGAUGCUGAAAUCCCCUUUCUUGAUGAAUCCUCUUUUACCCGGGAACAGUAAGCCCAACGUGUUGUUUCAAUAUUUACUCUUCUAAUAAGAGAAGAAUUAAAAGGAAGAAAGAAUGGCUGGCAAGCAUUUACAUGAUACUCAGGUAGGCACAUUUCAUUUUUUUAAAAAAGGAACAAGCCUUUUACUGCAUCAUAAUUCCAUAUUCCCCAUAGCUUGAGAAUUAUUGUGCUAAAAUAAUUGUGGAAAAUUAUAUUUGUUCUCCUUAAGGCUAUAAACACAGUCUAUUAAUGCAGAUAUGCAUUAUUAGCACUUAAAUAAUAAAGGAUAUAUAAAGGAAAUAAUAACAAAGGAAAUAAUAUAUACAUUUUUUCUAAAUAUGAAGUGCUUCCAGUAAUAGAAUGAACCCUGGUGUCACAGUGGAAAUCUAAGAGCCUCUUCUUUCUAAUAGUGUGAAAUUUCCAUUUAUAGCUGUGAUAGGGUAUGAGAUGUUAAGCCUAUCCCAGGCACAAGAUUAAAUGUUCUCAGUGCUGGUUGGGAUAGAAUGCAUGAAAGUGAGAUACAUUUACCUGCAAGCUCUCUUAUGGAUGAGAAUACAGUACAUGUUUAUUACAGGUAGUUGGUUUUAAGGAAUGACUCUAAGCAGCAAGUGUAUUUAAAAUGCCAAGGGCAGAGUGAUUAGCAAGAAAAGUCAAAAUAGAAAAAAAUGUGCUUUAAUGCAUCUUAUGGGUUGAGUAUGCAAGAUAUACAUAUAAGUAAAACCAUAUGGUUGAUUUUCCUGUUUUGACUCUGGUGCUGAGGUUUUUAAACUCCAAACUCAGGAGGGAAGACAAUGCCCCCAGACAAUGGAUUUAAACUCUUGUCUCAAAUUUACUAAGGAUGAACAAAGGAAACUCAAUACAAGGAAAGGCUCAGUGAAAGAACUAUUAUAUCACAAGCUCUAUGAACUUGUCCAGGUAGAUUUGCCACUCAGUUUAAUGUGGUGAUUAAUACUUAGACGAAGUUCACAUUAGCAGCUUCAAAUGCUGCGAGGUAAUUUCCCCCCACUGUGCUUCAAAGUCGCUUUCUUUCACUGAUGCUAACCUGAAAGUGGGGACCAGGGUCUCUUUGGCAGGUUAUUUAUUUCCCUACAAAAACUCCAGUUCAAUUUUGUGCAAGGACAUUAAUCUGCAUGUUAGCAAAAGCGGCUCACACCUCAAGGAAUUAAGACCUUUCCUGAGUUGGAAUGCUCCCCAAAGCCUGGAUAAUAGGUUGUCAAGGUCAACUAACUUAGCCUUCAUGGGAGCCACCAUGAAUCUGCUUUCAACAACCCCCUUUUGCUGUGCUUUAUGAUGUGACCUCAGUGGGCUGCAUGAUGAUGGCAAUCACAUUACAGAUAGUCUUCUUAGUGUUGUAUUUUUGUAUACUCAAACAGUCUCCAGAGACCCCACACAUACUGUUUAUAGAAAGUCCUGAAAUUGUUCACAAGUAAACAAACUCCCAUUCUGAGAGCAAGCUGAUAUACAGACCUAUAAAUAGUGUUAGAUCAUCCCCGAUCAAGUGAAAGCAUAUAUAGAAAAAUAAUCUCCUCACAACUGCAAAUUAAUUCAGUUUUGAUUAAAGUCCUUGUGACCACUAACUACUCAUCAGUGCAUACCAUCUCUGUCCAUCUUGUGACGCACACAUAACCCUUUCCCGUUUGGGAAAUAAAAACAUUAGGAAUUUAUUUUAAUACAGCAUUAAUUCUGUUCAAAAACAAAUGAAUCUACAACAGGCUUCAAAACUAUUGGGGUCAAUUCAUUAAAGAACUUCUCUC